Molecule: messenger RNA, 1562 nt
Organism: Oryza sativa Japonica Group (Japanese rice)
Lineage: Eukaryota; Viridiplantae; Streptophyta; Magnoliopsida; Poales; Poaceae
Source: RefSeq, a predicted model, not a curated record
CCAACAAAAAAAAAAGAAAAGAAAAAAAAAUUGCUCCCCGACCUCCCGUGCCGCCCGCUAGGCCGCUACCGAGAUCUCGCCCCGCCGUCCCCGAGAUCCCGCCCCGCCGUCGAGAUCACGCGCCACCGAGGAGAGGAGAUUCGGCGGUCCGCCUAUCGCGUGAGGACGAGCGAGACUGCAUACUCCAGAAGAGACGAUGAUGCGGCGGUUUGUGAAUUUGGUGGUGGACACCGCCGGCGGCGGCGGCGACGCGACGGCGUACAAGCUGUACCGCGUCGCUGCAUCGGCCCUCUUUUCAUGUCCAGCACGUCGGCAAGCAGCCAAAGUACUAGAUCCAGAUGACGUGGAGGACGCCGCCGGCGGCCUGCCUCCUCCGGCCAUCACCUUCCACCCUUCCUCAUUGUCCGGCCCUGGAAACGUCGAUUUCUUGUACCUCUACGGCAGUGGCGGCGGCAGCGACGGCGACGACAGCCUUCUCGCCCUCGACGUCGACGGCCGUGGUCUGCUCUACAGCGCCGCCUCCGCCGCCGUCCGCUACAUGCCCGACCCGUGCAAGCCCAAGAUCGAGCCAAUCUCCUUCACCGCCGACGAUGGCCGCCUCUACGUCAUCGAGAGGGUGCCCUUGUCCGGUAACCCCGGCUGCUUCGAGGCUCUCACCUACGGCUUACUCCCCGACGACGACGACUCACUGUCCUCCAGGAUGGGCUGGUACUGGCGGUCUCUUCCGCCGCCUCCUUUCGCCAAGGCUGGCUACGACAUCACCGCCUCCGCGGUGGUGCAGUUGAACGAAUCGAAGGAGCUCUGGGUGACGGCGGCGCACGGAGCCGGGACCUUCUCGUUCGACACGAAUUCCAAGGUUGGGGAGUGGAGGGAGCUUGGCGAAAAGGGGAUGCCGUUCAUGGGGCGCGGCGAGUACGUGGAGGAGCACGGGCAAUGGUUUGGGCUCUCCUCCACGCCGAGGCUGGGGCUGUACCUCUGUUCCUGCGAUCUCUCCUAUCUCUGCUGUUCCUACGAUGCGCAGGUGAUGGUCAGGUGCUGGUUGGAUGGCCUAGACCGGCUGCCGGCGGCGGCGCCGCCCAAGCGAUCGUUACUGAUGGAGACCUAUGCCGUGCACCUCGGCUCCGGUAGGUUCUGCAUCGCCAGGUUCAUGGAGGAGGAGGAGCAACACAACAUCUCACUUCAUCCAUUCUUCCGCGUCGCCGGCGAAAAAAGCAAGAACGACAGGUUCUUGCUGCUCACCGGCGUUGAUGUGGUGGGCAGUGACGACGCCGUCGUCGUGCACAAGUCUAUACGCUACGCAUUCCAAAACGGUGAUUUCGUUCGUGGUUACUCUCGAGUCUUUUAAUUUCAUCAUCCCCUAAUUUACUUAUUACACCUCUCUAGUCUCCGGUAAAACUAGCUAUAUUUUGUUUUGUGACGGAGUGAGUAUAUCAUUUAUAUAUAUCCCUUUUCCUUUUCAUUUCGAGCGAGAUUGCAAUAAUAAUAAUGGUACUCCAUUCGUUUAUAUUACCAACAGACAAGGAAUUCACAGCCUUAUUAAGAGGUUGUCCUCUUAUUAUAUA